GAAAUUUGAUUGGUUCAGUCUAAGACACAGUCACCAGUCACCAGUAGCAGUCUCUUUGAUCGGCUUCAACAACGUGAAAUUCCCCAUGUGUAGGUAGGAUGCCAUAUGUAUGCAGUGAGUAGGUACAUACAUACCUUUUCCCCAUAUAAACAGUUGAAGAAAGUCUGCUGUGUCUGCCUCUGACAUAUAAUAUCACACUAUGCGAUGAUAUCAUAUACCACGCCACCAUAUAACAUACUCUCAUAUAACAUUCUAUACCAUAACAUCACAUAAUAUACCACAUAAUAUACCACAAUACAAUAUAAUAUAAUAUAUACAUCACGUCACGAGAACCACUCCCUCCCUACCCAACACGUGCCCGUCGUUUGUUCCCUUCCCUUCCCUUCCCUUCCCCACUUCUUCUGGAAAUGUCCCAACUUCACUCCACACAGCACUCGCCCAUUUGACUGCUGACUGGACUGGCAACCUGAUCGGCUAUUCUUACACUUGCGCCUAUUUGUCCGAAAUCCCGAGUCCCUGUACUAUACUAUACGAGUGCAAACAUCAACGGUCGGUAGGUCGGUCGGUCCAUUUGGAAUUGGCACAGAGUAGAAUAGAAAACCAGGGCAUGACGAAAGUGUGAAGAUCUCAAUCCUUAUUCAGUAUGCUUCUGCUGCUGAUUUUCAUUUUCGAGUAACCAUCCAUCGUUUGCAUCUUGUCUGCUCUCUACCCUUCUAUCUAUCUAAGCCUCAAGGCUUCAUGUUUUUAUCCACAUACCAUACUUUAAUCCCUCCUUGAAACCUUAAUUUUGCGACUUUCUUGUCGACUUCUUGUACCCUCGUUUGCUCAUACCGCUUCAUACAAUUUGCACCAAAGAUGGAGGAGAAUAACCCGGAAUUGCAGGCAAAGCUGCAGGAAUUGGAACAUGAGCUGGAGGAAGGGGAUAUCACAGAGAAGGGGUAUCAAAAGCGACGCACAUUUCUACUUUCACAAUAUAUGGGACCUUCGACGAUAUCUGCGGAACUAAAAGGGCUGCGCAUACAUGCUCCUGAUGACAGCAUACAUCCCUCGAAUGAUGGUUCGCGCUCGGCAUCGCUUGCUGCCCUCAAUUCGAACUCAAACACCGCAAGUGGGAGCGAUUUCUACCCCUCACAAAACUAUGGCUCAUCACAACUUUCCGGCCGAACAGCGACAAUGGCGAGUGAUGUAGGAAGCUUUGGAGCCAACCGAGCGCAAGAUGGGCGAACCUUUUCAUACGCCGGUAGACCUCAAGAUUUAAGACUGGCAGUACAUAAUCCCACCCAAAGGCAUAGCUCUUAUAGCCAGAACUCCGCAUAUCAGCCCGGCUCUCCAGCAACUGGGGACUACCAACAAGACCGUCCAAAUGAGCCAAGUAUGAGAAUAGGAUCAAUGGCUUCUGGCACAAAUUAUGCUUUUAAUCCGGCACACCAAACUGGGUAUGUGGAACAUCCGGGAGAAAUCUACGAUCCAAAUGGAGGUCCGAUGAUGGAUUCUCAUGGCACCAUGCUUGGGGAAUCGCAACAGGGAUAUUUCUCUGAUUUUGCAGGACAACAAGGAUACGACAUUAAUGGACCAGUUUCCUAUGGUGGAGGGCCACAUCGAUAUUCUUCUAGUGACGCAUUCUCUCCAACAGCGGCAAUGGCACCACCGAUGCUGACCACCAGCGAUUUACCCCCUCCGGCUGCCCUAGAAUAUCAGAUGCCCCUUGAACCUCGAGAUGUACCGUUCGCUGUUUACGAUCCACAUGAUAAAAAUACUCCUAUGUCCAAAUUCGACAAUAUUGCAGCCGUGUUAAGGCAUCGGGGAAAGGCGAGGGCAAAGAUGCCGGCGUACUGGGUGUUGGACAAUAAAGGAAAAGAGAUUGCUUCUAUAACUUGGGAGAAACUUACUAGCCGAGCCGAGAAAGUUGCUCAAGUAAUCAGAGAUAAGAGUUCUCUUUACAGAGGUGAUCGAGUCGCAUUGAUAUAUCGCGAAUCCGAAAUCAUCGAAUUUGCCAUUGCUCUGCUUGGAUGUUUUAUUGCUGGAGUAGUGGCAGUCCCUAUUAAUGAUCUUGACGAUUAUGCUAAACUUAAUACGAUCCUUACCUCUACACAAGCACAUCUUGCACUGACCACUGACAACAAUUUGAAAACUUUCCAGCGAGAUAUUACGACACAGAAGCUCAAUUGGCCAAGAGGGGUAGAAUGGUGGAAAACCAAUGAGUUUGGAAGCUGGCAUCCAAAGAAAAAGGAUGAUGCACCACCUUUGACAGUUCCCGAUUUGGCUUAUAUUGAAUUUUCCCGAGCCCCCACGGGCGAUCUCCGCGGUGUAGUGAUGAGCCAUCGAACAAUCAUGCAUCAGAUGGCAUGUCUCAGUGCUAUCAUAUCAACAGUGCCGGUUGGAGGGCAUGGCGACACUUUCAACCCCGAAUUAAGAGAUAAAAGCGGAAGAUUAAUGGCUGGCGGUAGCAGUCGUGGUGAGAUCCUACUCUCUUAUCUAGACCCACGACAAGGUAUUGGUAUGAUUCUGGGUGUCUUAUUGACUGUAUACGGUGGCCACACAACUGUCUGGCUUGAAAGUAAGGCUGUUGAGACGCCUGGUCUCUAUGCGCAUCUUAUCACAAAAUACAGAGCAACCCUCAUGGUAGCCGAUUACCCAGGUCUAAAACGGGCAGCUUAUAAUUACCAGCAAGAUCCCAUGACGACACGAAAUUUCAAAAAGGGAAUGGAGCCAAACUUUCAAAAUGUCAGGUUAUGCCUGAUAGAUACUUUGACAGUCGACAGCGAAUUCCACGAAGUUCUAGCAGAUCGAUGGCUACGACCAAUGCGAAAUCCUCGAGCACGAGAAUUAGUCGCUCCUAUGCUAUGUUUACCAGAACAUGGAGGAAUGGUGAUCAGUAUGCGAGAUUGGUUGGGUGGUGAAGAGCGUAUGGGGUGCCCUUUGAAACUAGACAUUGGAUCAGAUGGAGAUUCUAUCGAGGAAAAAUCUGAAGAGAAAGAAAAGACAACUGGUAACGGCUUCGGAAGUCUUAUAGGAGGCGGAACAGUAGCUCCUGCCGAACAAAAAGGGAGAACAGAAUUAAGUGAAGUUCUUCUGGAUCGGGAAGCGCUCAAAACCAAUGAAGUUGUUGUGGUCGCUAUCGGCGAAGAAGCUCGCAAGAAAGCUAGUAGCGAACCAGGGACAGUCCGUUGUGGUGCUUUUGGUUUCCCAAUACCUGAUGCAACCUUGGCAGUAGUUGAUCCCGAAACUGGUCUUUUAGCUUCGCCACAUUCGGUGGGAGAAAUUUGGGUAGACUCCCCAUCGUUGUCAGGGGGCUUCUGGGCCUUACCAAAGCACACAGAACAAAUCUUCCAUGCGCGACCAUACAAAUUCGAACAAGGAGAUCCAACCCCAAUGAUGGUAGAGCCAGAAUUCCUUCGAACAGGACUUCUCGGGACUGUAAUCGAGGGCAAGAUCUUCGUUCUUGGUCUGUAUGAGGAUCGUCUUCGUCAGAAGGUUGAAUGGGUUGAGCAUGGUCACGAAAUUGCAGAACAUCGAUACUUCUUUGUGCAGCAUAUAAUUGUGAGCAUCAUGAAGAAUGUGCCUAAAAUUUACGAUUGUUCAGCAUUUGAUGUUUUCGUCAAUGAUGAACAUCUUCCGAUAGUUCUAUUAGAGUCUCCCUCAGCGUCAACAGCACCUGCUACUUCUGGUGGACCUCCACGCCAACUCGAUACUGCGCUUCUGGACUCACUAUCAGAAAGAUGCAUGGAAGUCUUGAUGCAAGAGCACCACUUGAGAGUCUAUUGUGUUAUGAUUACAGCACCAAAUACACUCCCGAAGGUUUUGAAGUGUGGGCGAAGAGAGAUUGGUAACAUGCUUUGUCGUCGAGAGUUUGAUCUUGGUAAUCUUCCUUGCGUGCAUGUUAAAUUUGGAGUCGAGCGCGCUGUACUUAAUCUACCUAUUGGUGUGGAUCCAAUCGGCGGCAUAUGGUCACCACUAGCUGCGCAAGCUCGUGAAGAUAUAUUAUCUCCUGGCGACAAACAAUAUUCCGGAAUUGAUCGUCGCGAAGUUGUAAUUGAUGACCGGACGUCUACACCUCUUAACAACUUCUUAAGCAUAGUCGACUUAUUGCAAUGGCGCGUGGCUCGACAAGCUGAUGAAUUAUCCUAUUGCACUAUAGACGGCCGAGGUAAAGAAGGAAAAGGAAUUACCUGGAAGAAAUUCGACACAAAAGUGGCUGCUGUAGCUAUGUACCUCAAGAAUAAGGUCAAGAUAAGGCAUGGCGAUCAUUUGAUACUCAUGUACACGCAUUCAGAAGAUUUUGUCUAUGCAACACAUGCAUGUUUUUGCUUAGGAGCAACAGCCAUACCCAUGGCUCCUCUUGAUCAGAAUCGACUGAACGAAGAUGCACCGGCAUUUUUACAUAUGGUCUCAGAUUACCGUGUGAAGGCAGUUUUGGUCAACCAAGAUGUCGACCAUCUAAUGAAACAAAAGGCAGUUUCGCAGCAUCUUAAACAAUCAGCACACGUUCUUAAGGUAUCAGUACCAAGCAUAUAUAAUACUUCAAAACCACCCAAGCAAAACAGUGGCUGCAGAGAUCUUGGCCUUACGAUGUUACCAGGCUGGGUUCAACCAGGAUAUCCAGCCCUUGUCUGGACAUAUUGGACUCCUGAUCAACGUAGGAUCGCUGUACAAUUAGGUCAUGAUACAAUCAUGGGUAUGUGCAAAGUACAAAAAGAGACUUGUCAAAUGACAAGCUCGAGACCUGUUUUGGGUUGUGUGAGAAGUACAACCGGUUUAGGUUUCAUCCACAGUGUUCUGAUGGGUAUUUUUGUUGGGGCACCAACUUACCUGGUCUCUCCUGUCGAAUUUGCGCAAAAUCCAGUAUCGUUGUUCUUAACUCUAUCGCGGUACAAGAUCAAAGAUACUUAUGCCACACCACAAAUGCUUGAUCAUGCGAUGGCCGUCAUGCCAGGCAAGGGAUUUACUCUUCAUGAAUUAAAAAACAUGAUGAUUUCUGCCGAGGGAAGACCUAGGGUUGACGUUUUCCAAAAAGUACGCCUCCAUUUUGCUGCGACUGGUUUAGAUCGCACCGCGAUUAAUACGGUUUAUUCACACGUUUUGAAUCCGAUGAUAGCAUCUCGUUCAUACAUGUGUAUUGAGCCAAUUGAGCUGUGGCUAGAUACUCAAGCCUUGCGCAGAGGUAUGAUCUAUCCUGUCGAUCCAGAAUCUAAUCCCAAAGCUCUCAUGGUUCAAGAUUCUGGUAUGGUGCCUGUAUCGACUCAAAUAGCCAUUGUCAACCCAGAAAGUCGUUGUCUUUGCCACGAAGGCGAAUAUGGUGAAAUUUGGGUAGAGUCAGAGGCAUGCGUCAGAGCUUUCUAUGGGUCUAAAGAUGCUUUUGACUCGGAAAGAUUUGAUGGGCGUACUGUCGACGGUGAUCCAAAUGUACAAUAUGUUCGAACCGGAGAUUUAGGCUUUUUGCACAAUGUUAGUCGACCUAUAGGACCAAAUGGUGCACAAGUCGAAAUGCAAGUACUAUUCGUUCUGGGUAGUGUUGGAGAAACAUUCGAAAUCAACGGCCUGAGUCAUUUCCCUAUGGACAUUGAGAGUUCUAUUGAGAAAUGCCAUCGUAACAUUGUUCCUGGAGGAUCUGCUGUAUUUCAAGCAGGUGGGCUUAUUGUUGUACUUGUAGAAGUAGGCAGGAAAUCGUACCUUGCCUCCAUCGUACCCGUCAUCGUAAACGCCAUCCUUAACGAGCAUCAAAUCGUCGUCGAUAUCGUUGCUUUUGUCAACAAAGGCGAUUUCCCUAGAUCUAGACUGGGAGAAAAGCAAAGAGGUAAGAUUCUAGCUACUUGGGUCACACGCAAAAUGCGUACAAUGGCACAAUUCGGUAUCCGAGAUGCCGAAGGGGGUCUUUCGGAUGUUACAGAAACAAUGGAGCCACGAAGUGGCAUCCCUAGUGUCCGAAAUGGCAGCGUAAUUGCCAGUAGUCUUCGUAAUGUUGAACCUGCUCCUCAGAUUGUUGAAGAACAGGAACGCGAGCGUCAGCGUGCCGUUUCACAACACAGCUUUGCUCCUCUCCCAACUGGAAUAUCAGAAAUGCCAGCGGAUAAUUAUGAUGAACCUUCAAUGAGAUCAUCCCAUGAAGUUAACUACGGCAUGAGAAAUCAUGAUGAUACACCUCCUGCAAAUCUACAACCAAAUCACUUCGAGAUGUCGGGUCAUAAUUUUGAUGGUGGAAAUAUCAAUUUCGAUAAUCCGUAUUCUGAAUUUGUAGUCCCAGGAUUUGGACCUAACGCUGGUGAACCUCCAGUGAUUGGUCCAAAACCGGGAAUGGAUAUGGGGAUGGAUGUAGGUGGACCAAGUGGCGGAGGGAAUGAUCAGUGGAGUUUGCCGAGUCAGCAGCAGCAAGGAGGUGCACAGAGAGCGGGAGGGUUUGGGGGUUUGAGAGUUCAUAAUAUGGAUGACGAUGAUGACUGGAAGGAUACUCUAAUGCAUUACAAUCGGGCUAAUCAAUAAAGUGAUUGAGAAAACUUGGGGGGAGGGCGCAGCUGAGGCGUAUGUGGAUCUAUAUUGGGGACGAGAUAGGUAGAGAGGAAGUGUGAUUCUUAGAGAGAGAGGAUGAAUACAAGGGACUUGACUCCCCUUAUGAAUGUUUUUUUGGGCGAUAAUAUCCUAGACCUGGACUAUAUAUUGCAUGGAUUGAUAGAAUUUGGAAGAGCGAGAUCAUGGAUGGAGCAAAGCACUUGGUUCAAGAAACAACGAGAUAUAAAUAAAAGUACUAUUAUCAAUGCGCCUGAACUUCUGAAUAUUUGUAAAUGAAACGAAACGAGAUGAGAUAGUUACUGAUACGUAUUUGCCCAGGCGAAGGUAUUUGUAGAUGGAUUAGACUUGCCACAUAAUGGUUGACACGAGAGCUGUGAACA
Molecule: messenger RNA, 6884 nt
Organism: Botrytis cinerea B05.10
Lineage: Eukaryota; Fungi; Ascomycota; Leotiomycetes; Helotiales; Sclerotiniaceae
Exons: 4
Coding region: 856-6477 (1873 amino acids)
Cellular component (GO): cytosol
Source: RefSeq, a predicted model, not a curated record